This is a messenger RNA of Pistacia vera, 1091 nucleotides long. RefSeq names its product protein TPX2-like. Gene Ontology annotation, molecular function: microtubule binding; protein kinase activator activity. The transcript has 14 exons. NCBI's taxonomy places the organism in Eukaryota, Viridiplantae, Streptophyta, Magnoliopsida, Sapindales, Anacardiaceae. Gene Ontology annotation, cellular component: nuclear microtubule; mitotic spindle. The coding region runs from base 1 to 930 and encodes 309 amino acids. The record is from RefSeq and is a predicted model, not a curated record. Gene Ontology annotation, biological process: regulation of mitotic spindle organization; mitotic spindle assembly; activation of protein kinase activity.
AUGGACAAGUGUUCACAAAAUUCUUAUUUGAUUGAGAACCUAGCUACCAAGAGACAAAAGCUGGAUGCUGGUUACUUAUGCAAGGUUUCCCAUCUGAAGCAUCAAGCUCUUUUCUUACACAAGGUUCCCAACAAGGCUGGACACCUUGGGGUUAGUUUGGUGCAUCCUAGAUCUAAAGUUACUAUUCCUAGAGAACCCAAUUUGGAAACUGCAAAUAGAGCGCAAAGACAUAGGUCCAAGUUUAAUGCAGAGUCGGCUGAACAUGCAAAAUCAAAUACUUCUGCUUUUAAAGCACGUCCCUUGAACAGAAAAAUUUUUGAAUCUCCUGCAUUGCCUCUUACCAAAAAGAGCACACUACCGCUGACAGAGUGUCAGGAGUUUCAGCUGAGAACAUCUGAGAGGGCUAGGCAACAUGCACAUAACAAUGUAGCAACCAGGUGUAAUCAUAAUUCUGUCUCACAAAAUGAAACCAAAGAUUCCAUAAGACCGAACUCUGUCAAUUCCCUAAAGGAAGAGAAAUGCGAAGUAACACAAAAAGUUAAAUCUCACCCUUGCCAUAAAAAGUUAAGUAAAGGAGAACUUGGUGUCUUACAGAAUAUCAAACAGGAAACUAGAGUUCCAUUGGAAUUGGAUUUUCCUGAGGAUAAGACAUUUUUGAAUCAGCCACCAAUUGAACUAUUUAAUAAGCUCUCCCUGGCAUCGGUCCACACUAACAUUAAACCCCAUUCAAAAAUGCCUCCUCCUUCCAAGGGGUCAAAAGAGAACACAGAAAGCUCCUUCCAUUUGGAACACCAGAUGAUGAAAGCGGUCAAGAAAAAUUCUCCAAGUUUUGGUCACAACCAGUGCCAAUGUGGGAGUGAAUCAACUGAUAGAAGGAAUACUGAAGCCGGAGCACGAUACAACAUUAAUAGGAACUUAGAUAUACGUUGAGAGUUCCAGAACAAAGCUUUUGAGAAAUGAGUUGAUCAUUUCAGAUGAAUUUUGAUACCUGUUCUACCCUAAAAAAUUAUAGCAAAUAGUUGCACAUAACUUUUUUCUUUUUCUUUUUUAUUUGGGGGGUUGUUUUGUGUAUAUUUUUUUAUGCAUGAGAA